AUGGAUGAGAGAAUUGAGAGGAUGAAUCAGGCUGCUCAACAUGGAAAUAUUGAUGCCUUUUACAUCAUAAUUCAGAAGGAUGUAAAACUUUUGAAGCACAUUGAUAAGCUACCAUUUGUUAAUACUCCUUUACACAUAGCUGCAUAUGCUGGGCACAUCCCAUUUGCCAUGGAGCUGAUGAGAUUGAUGGCCUCAUUCUCUAGGAAGCUUAAUCCAGAUGGGUUCAGCCCCAUUCACCUUGCUCUACAAAAUGGGCAUGGCGAGCUGGUGUGUCGGCUUCUAGAAAUUGAUGGGGAACUUUUCCGUGUAAAAGGAAGGGAGGGUAUCACCCCUUUGCAUUAUGUAGCAGCAACAGAAUGUCACCUUGAUCGAUUGGAAAAAUUUCUCGAAUUCUGUCCCCAUUCUAUUGAAGCUGUGACAAUUCGAAACGAGAACGCUCUGCAUAUGGCCCUGAAAUAUGACAAGUUGGAGGCUUUUAGACUCUUGGUGCGAUGGCUCCAAAAGAAUUGGUCUCAAAAUUCCAUAUUGUGGGAGAGUAAAGUCCUGAACUGGCAGGAUGAGAAUGGCAACACGCCAUUUCACAUUGCUGUGUACAAAAAUCAACCCAAGGCUGUGAGGAGGUUAUUAUUAUAUUCUGGUGUUAAUACAUUCGCUAAGAAUUCAGAGGGUAAGACAGCAGGGGAUAUCUUGGCACAAAAAAAUCAAAUAGAAAACCGUGAGAUCAAGGUAAUGCUACGGCGUGUUGGAGCUUUACGAGCUCCAUCUCUUCCUAAAGUAACUUUUUAUGCACGUAAUCUAUGGUGCAUGUUCUCAUCUCUUGAGAAAACAAGAAUGCAUUGUAUUGGAGAAUGGACUCAAAUAUCAGACGACAGACGCAAUAUGCUUUUGGUGGUUGCUACACUGCUUAUGACUGUCACCUAUCAAGGAGUACUCAGCCCUCCUGGGGAACUUUGGCAAGAUGACUACCUUCCUGAACCCAAUACCACAUUACCGGCCAUCAGAAAAUUCAAUUCAAGUGCUCCUAUUCCAAACGAAGCAGGGACACCUAUUGAUCUUCGAAAUUUUCCUUUUUGGGUGUUCUUGUCAUUAAAUUCUUUGACAUUUAUGCUUUCAUACUCAACGAUUCUUCUUCUCAUUCCAAAACAACGCCCAGGGCUGGCUCUAGUAUGA
Quercus lobata is the source of this 1170-nucleotide messenger RNA. Its product is annotated as ankyrin repeat-containing protein BDA1-like. The record is from RefSeq and is a predicted model, not a curated record. The transcript has 2 exons. Bases 1 to 1170 code for a protein of 389 amino acids. Gene Ontology annotation, molecular function: protein binding. NCBI's taxonomy places the organism in Eukaryota, Viridiplantae, Streptophyta, Magnoliopsida, Fagales, Fagaceae.